Molecule: messenger RNA, 246 nt
Organism: Spirometra erinaceieuropaei
Lineage: Eukaryota; Metazoa; Platyhelminthes; Cestoda; Diphyllobothriidea; Diphyllobothriidae
Source: the annotation of a GenBank genome assembly
AUGCUGCCGCUCCCGCUACUUCUGCUGAAGAAGAGGAGGAAUAAGAAGAAGACAAAGAAUGAUGAUGAUGAUGAUGAUGAUGAUGAUGAUGAUGAUGAUGAUGAUGAUGAUGAUGAUGAUGAUGAUGAUGAUGAUGAUGAUGAUGAUGAUGAUGAUGAUGAUGAUGAUGAUGAUGAUGAUGAUGAUGAUGAUGAUGAUGAUGAUGAUGAUGAUGAUGAGCUAUUUACUUGUCAUUUGGCAUUCUGA